Molecule: messenger RNA, 652 nt
Organism: Hemibagrus wyckioides
Lineage: Eukaryota; Metazoa; Chordata; Actinopteri; Siluriformes; Bagridae
Product: pterin-4-alpha-carbinolamine dehydratase 2-like
Exons: 4
Coding region: 1-501 (166 amino acids)
Biological process (GO): tetrahydrobiopterin biosynthetic process
Molecular function (GO): 4-alpha-hydroxytetrahydrobiopterin dehydratase activity
Source: RefSeq, a predicted model, not a curated record
AUGCAAUCUUUGUUUUGCGCAGGCAGAAGAGUAGACAGCCUGGGCUGUGUGUGUGUGUGUGUGUGUGUGUGUGAGAGAUACGCUGCACUGUGCACGUGCGCUAUGAGCUGGUUAAUGUUUAGGACUUUCUGCACUGAAAGUCGGAGUGUUUUAUCCAAACGCAGAAAUCUUCUACUGUCCGCAGCUAAAAUGACCACAGACUCACACUGGCUCAGUGCAACAGAAAGAGAGCAUGCGCUGAUGGAGUUGAAGGCAACGGGGUGGGUGGAGCUGGAGGAGCGAGAUGCGCUGUAUAAAGAGCUGCACUUCAAAACCUUUAAUCAGGCGUUUGGAUUCAUGUCUCGAGUGGCUCUGCAGGCGGAGAAGAUGAACCAUCAUCCGGAGUGGUUCAAUGUUUAUAAUAAGGUCCAGGUCACAUUAACGACACACGAUUGCGGAGGCCUGUCGAAGAAAGACAUCCGUCUCGCCAAAUUCAUUGAUAAAGUCGCUCUGAAGAUGUAGUGUUGUAAAAUGGCGUCAUGUCGAUGGUUAAGUGUGUGUUUCAGGCUGAGUUCAGAUUCAGACGCGCUGGAUCGGUCUGGACCUGCUGUAAAGGCUUUAAAAGUUAUUUAGUUACUGUAAACAAAUCUUAAAUAAAGAGCAUGAAUAUCAA